GGUGUGGGCUCGGCUCGGCCGGCUCGCCCUGCGCCCGCGCUCGCUCGCGUCCCCGCGCCCCUCGGCCGGCGGCUCCUGCUUCGGCCAAUCAUGAGCCGCGCAGCCCCCGGGGCCGACUACAUCUGCGGAUACAACCUGGCACCUCCGGAGCAGGAGUUGGAGGAGAAAUGCCCUCUUCCUCUUCGUCUUGGCAGUGGGGCUUCUGCGUAGGGUGAGGAGACACCCAAGAGGCGGUUCAGGUUCUUACGGUUCCUUAUCUAAAAUCAGCACCUGAGGUGAAUCGAGGUUAUGCCACCUGAAAAGCAAUGACCUUUGUUAACUGGGGAGGACCGACUGACCCCUCCUUGGACCUAGUCUCCCUCCCUCUGACUAUCGUAAAAGCAGAAAGGCCGUAGAGAGCAAAGACGAUUCUACUUAUCUUUCUCACUCUUCAGUAAUAAUGAGCAGUGGUGGGAGAGCAAUGGCCAAAGCUCUUACUAGAUGCAUCUAGAACUUGCCCUGCAAAUUUAGAUUCUGCCCUCAACUCCUUCACCCAAGAACGCCUCAGAGGUGACACGCGACAAGGCUAGAGAGCAGAAAGCCACCAACUGGAACAUUCAGAAAUCUGGGUAGGUAACGUGGUCACACUGCUACACUACAGCAAACUACAGCAGGAACCCGGGUUCACAGCUCCUGCAAUUUGCAAAUCAGAGCCGGAAUCUGACGAGCCCGCCCUCACGCCCGUAAGAAAAUGAUUCUCACUUUUCAUUGGUUGACCCUCCAAGAGCCGAGGCCUUGCUUCAUUUUUAUUGGUUGUUGCUUCUGUCACGUCCUUUCACCACAGGCACUUUCCCAGUCGGCGCCCAGUGAGCUUCGGAGGAGAGUGAUUCACGCGGGUGGGGGGCGGGAGUCCGCGCGCGGCUAGGCGAGUUCCCUGGUUCCUCGCCCCGGCCGGGCCCCGCCCCCUUGACGGCCCCGCCCCUGCCCCUAGGCCCCGCCCCUGCCCAGAGAGGGCGGGGACCAGGCGGCGGCCGCAGCCGCAGGAAUAUGCUGGAAGCCAGCGGGCGGGCACCCGGGAGGUGCUGAAGGGACAGUUCCCGCUGCUGAGCCGGCCCCGCGGUGGGAGGGCGGGUGGGGCAGCCCUGGAGCCCGCAGGGCACGUGAGCGAUGGAGACCAUCUGGAUCUACCAGUUCAGACUCAUCGUGAUAGGGGACUCCACCGUGGGCAAGUCGUGCCUCCUGCACCGCUUCACUCAGGGCCGCUUCCCCGGGCUGCGCUCCCCCGCCUGCGACCCCACUGUCGGCGUGGACUUCUUCUCCCGCCUGUUGGAAAUCGAGCCGGGCAAGAGGAUCAAGCUGCAGCUCUGGGACACGGCGGGACAGGAGCGGUUCAGAUCAAUAACUCGAUCUUAUUACCGCAACUCGGUUGGUGGAUUUUUAGUAUUUGACAUUACUAACCGACGAUCUUUUGAACAUGUGAAAGAUUGGCUAGAAGAAGCAAAAAUGCACGUACAGCCAUUUCGAAUUGUCUUUCUGCUAGUGGGACAUAAAUGUGAUUUAGCUUCACAACGUCAAGUUACAAGGGAAGAAGCCGAAAGACUGUCAGCAGACUGUGGUAUGAAGUAUAUAGAAACCUCAGCAAAAGAUGCUACAAAUGUUGAGGAAUCCUUCACUAUCUUGACAAGAGACAUAUAUGAGCUUAUUAAACGGGGAGAAAUUUGUAUUCAGGAUGGCUGGGAAGGGGUUAAAAGUGGUUUCGUUCCAAAUACUGUGCAUUCUUCUGAGGAAGCAGUAAAGCCCAGGAAAGAGUGCUUCUGCUGACUUCAAACAUGCCAAAGAACUAAGAACAGAUUGGGUGUCAUUCAGGAUAAAUACCAACAUUAACAGCAGAAUGAUGCGAUGAAAGCAUUUUAAAAAGUUAUAAAUUCAUGCUAACACUCUUUUUUGUAAGGUAUUUGAUUCAGAGCAUUAUGCUUACUUGUUAAACUACCAGAUUGGUAUUUUGCUAAAUUAUCAGGCAAAGCAGACAACUUUUUCUUAAAACUGGAGCAUUUACACAAUUACCUCCAUUCUUACUUUGUUAGCAUAUAACUGACCUUAAUGUCCAACUAUGUCAAUGUUACUCAUUUUUCUUGACAGUUUGAUUAUGUAGUCUGAUUGAAAAGAUUUUAUCAGGAAUUACAUUCUUUUGAGUUAAUUAAUAUUUCAUAGUAAAGUGGAUUUAAAAGUACACUGUUCGCUUACAAAGUAAACAAUCUCAGAAGUGUUAACUGGGCCUAAUAUAACAAUUCCUUGUUUAAGGUGCCAGGUUUUUAAUCAUUCUCUGAAAUAUUUAUCUUCCCUUAAUUUUGCCUGAACGUAAGAAGAUAAGUUUUAUACUCAUUUUUGUUCUCUGAUUUAUUGCUCCUUAAAACUUCGUUUUAUAAAGAUAUCUAAGGAUCUAAGCAAAAUGUUUUUAUUGCAAAUAUUUAUAAAACUAGAAAUGAAAGACCACUAUCAGCAGAUAUCUUGUUGUUAUAGAAUACUGUCCUAAUUUAGACAACAAAAACAAAUGUAUAUACUGACAUUCUCAAAGAAAGUAAAUUCAAUUUACUUUAAAUUAUUGUCAAAAUUAUCAAUAUAGGUGUUCCCUUUGUGGCUUAGCGGUAACAAACCCAGCUAGGAUCCAGGAGGAUGUGGGCUUAAUCCCUGGCCUUGCUCAGUGGGUUAAGGAUCUGACGUUGUUGUGAGCUGUGGUGUUGGUUGAAGAUACAGCUAGGAUCCUGCGCUGCUAUGGCUGUGGCAUAGGCUGGCAGCUCUAGCUCCAAUUUGACCCCUAGACUGGGAACUUCCGUAUGCCAACUUGCAGCCCUAAAAAUCAAAAAAAAAAAAAAAAAA
This is a messenger RNA of Sus scrofa (pig), 2856 nucleotides long. The record is from RefSeq and is a predicted model, not a curated record. Lineage: Eukaryota; Metazoa; Chordata; Mammalia; Artiodactyla; Suidae.